AUGGCACUGCGCAAAGCCUCUGGAGAAGCCCAGAGCUCCUCCAGAAGGAAGCAAGGACUGCUUGAGCAGAGGUUGUUUCUUUUCCAGAUUCCCGUCCAUGCAAGGACAGGAAUGAACAAUAGCACAGAGGUGGAUUAUCCCCCCGAUACCUUGAGCAUCGGUGUCAGUCCACCUUGGCGCAUGAAAGAUGUGCCAGUAAUUGUUGUAGUCACCGUCUUGACCUGUUGCUCUUUCCGUUUCUGUCAAUCCCUUCCAGGGGCCCCACAAACCAUCAAACACCUGGUUUUCCCUAGCAAAACAGGUGGUUCUGGUAUGUGA
Molecule: messenger RNA, 318 nt
Organism: Durusdinium trenchii
Lineage: Eukaryota; Dinophyceae; Suessiales; Symbiodiniaceae
Source: the annotation of a GenBank genome assembly